This is a messenger RNA of Nematostella vectensis (starlet sea anemone), 1938 nucleotides long. RefSeq names its product DDB1- and CUL4-associated factor 12. Gene Ontology annotation, cellular component: Cul4-RING E3 ubiquitin ligase complex. Gene Ontology annotation, molecular function: protein binding. The coding region runs from base 490 to 1653 and encodes 387 amino acids. The record is from RefSeq and is a predicted model, not a curated record. The transcript has 8 exons. Lineage: Eukaryota; Metazoa; Cnidaria; Anthozoa; Actiniaria; Edwardsiidae.
CGUAUAACCAAUUAGCCAAUCAGAUUUAAGCUACGUUGAAAAGAUGGCGGACUUCGUCAUUCGUAGUUGUUUUAGACGAAAGUUAAAAACUUGUUAUUUUUCUAACCAAAACCAAGGAUUGCUGCAAAAAGAGCCCUGGGAUUGAUCAACAGCACAUUGUUUUCUUGGAUAAAUGUUAUUUGAAACAGACAGGGAUAAAACAAAGAAUUGAAACACAGAAUACGAUUGAUUCGAACGAAGUGAUGUCAACAUCAACAAUAACAUCAACAGAAAAAUAACGUUUUCCAAGUAUAAAUUGCGGUACGUACCGAGUUUAAGAAGAUACAAGAAUUAAUGCAUUUGGCGUUAUUCUGUUACUUGCGAAAAAAUGUCCAUCAGACUGAAAGUACGCUUCAAAUAAGUGGGCUGGGCCGUUCUAUGUUUGUGACUUCUGAAGUUACAAAGUAUAUUAUUUUUUAUCGUUGUUCGUUUUAAAAACGUUAAAUUAAAAUGUCGUUACAUAAGUACAUCACUCAAAGACAAAUCGUAAAAGAAAGACUGUCAAGGAAAUCUGUGACAGACAUUGUGACAAGAAAAAUACCAUAUUUACUGAAGCCCACAAAAAUAUCACUGGAGCAAUCUGACAAAGUGUUUGCGUCCCAGUGGCUUGAUGAACAGAAAGUAGUUUGUGGCACUAAAUCAAAUCAGCUUUAUGUGAUUGACAUGAAGACUAAAAAAAGGGUGAAUAUACCAACCCUUGAGGGGAGUGAGGAAAGUGUCAUGCCUGAUGUGUCCACGGGUAUCCAUGAUAUCCAGAUAAAUGAGAAAAAGCUGCUCGCAACCAGUGGUGAAAACCCCAACCACCUAGCAGUGUACAGGAUACCAACAUUUGACCCAGUCUGUGUUGGAGAGGCACAUACUGAUUGGGUGUUUGCGACUGAAUGGAUAGACGAUAAUCAUGUUACAACAGGAUCUAGAGAUGGCUCCAUUGCAUUAUGGGAGAUACCAGUCAUGUGCAGUGCCACACCCGCUAGCAGCCUUCCCGGAAUAAGACCCCCAGUGAUCGCCCCUCUGAGUACACUGAAGAGCAAUCUCUCGACCAACAGAAUCAGGGAUCUCGCCUUUAACAACAAGACGGGGCACCUUGCAGCUUUAUCACCACUGGCAUUUAUCCACAUCUGGGACAUGAUCUCAGAGAAGCAAGUAGAGGUAGUCCCACUACCCUUCCACCAUGAGAACGUAUGCCUGGCCUUUCAGGAGGAGUGCUCACUCUACGCAGUUGGCUCGCAGUCACACGUGUCACUCCUUGAUGCGAAGACCUCAAAGCCCAUACACAAUGUCAUGACCAAUGACAUAGGAGCAGGUGUACGCUCCGUGAGCUUUAAGGACAUGAUGGUCACUAUAGGGACAGGCCACGGCUCCGUUUAUUUCUACGACAUUAGAGCGAACAGGUUCCUUUCUAAGCCGACACAGGAGCUGUUCUACCUACGAUCUGGCAAAGGCUGGCUGCGUCCAGAUAGCACGCUGUUUGACUACUUCACGGACCAAGACACGGAAUGUUUCCGUAACGCAAUCUACACGCACUGCUAUGACCCGACAGGAACCAAGUUAUUUACCGCGGGAGGACCGCUAGCCCUUGUCCUGUACGGGAAUUAUGCAGCGCUUUGGGAAUAGUGAAUAGGCCAGGGCAGCGUUAUAGGAAUCAGUUUAUCAGAGAUAAAGACUUCAGUGUGUUGUCAUUCAUACAUACAUCUAAAAACCUGAUUGAAGUAUUAGGGGUAUCAACUUCUCGGUUCUUAUGUGAUGGUAACUCUUGAUAGUUCUCGCUGGAAUCCGUGAUAUUUUAUUAGAUAAUAUAAAUAAUAUCUAAGUUAUAUAUUUUUAAAGAACAAGAAAAUGAGGUACAAGCCAUGAUAUUUUGUUCCUGACUAUGUAUUGUAAUAAACUAAGUUUCUUUGC